CAAGAUUCUUGCCGCCGAUUUGCGCAGGCCCAGCCCAAGGCAGAACUCAACCGAAUUUCUAUCCAAACUUGCGCGCGGAUUAAAGUGCGCUUACCCAGCACCGUGGCUUCAGCGUCUCUUCCUGAAGGUUCUUUCCCUGAGUUGCGUCCUAACCGCUUUAGCGAUACCGUGAUACCUAUUGAGACCUUCUUUUCCCAAGCCCGCGCGUAUGUUCCGGUAUUCCAGGUAGCCCAUACCCGCCCCAGCAAGCAGACAGCAUGGCCACCCCCGAGGAGAAGGCUACGGACCUUAAGAACCAGGGCAACAAGGCCUUUGCUGCGCACGAUUGGCCGACUGCGAUCGAUUUCUACACCAAGGCCAUCGAACUGAACGACAAGGAUCCCGCCUUCUGGUCCAACCGUGCUCAGGCAUAUUUGAAGACAGAAGCAUACGGUUUUGCGAUCAGAGACGCCACCAAAGCCAUCGAACUGAAGCCGAACUUUGUCAAAGCCUACUAUCGGAGAGCGACAGCAUACGCGGCCAUUUUAAAACCCAAGGAUGCCGUUAAAGACUUCAAAACCUGUGUCAAGAUCGACCCAAGCAAUAAGGAUGCCAAGCUCAAGCUCAUCGAGUGCGAAAAGAUCGUGCGACAACUCGCCUUUUUCGCCGCUAUCGAGGUAGGGGACGAGCCGUCCGCAGCCGAGGGGCUCGAUUUGGACUCGAUUGCCGUGGAACCCGCGUACGACGGUGCCCGGUUAGAAGGGGAGAUGACACAGGAGUUCAUCGACGACAUGACGGAACGAUUCAAGAACGGAAAGACAUUACACAAAAAAUAUGUCUACCAGAUUGUUUUGGCCGUCAAGAAGCUCGUGUAUGAUGAGCCCACCAUGGUUGAGGUCGAGAUUCCCGACGACGUGGAGCUCACGGUUUGCGGUGACACCCACGGCCAAUACUUCGAUCUGAUGGAGCUUUUCAGGUUAAACGGUGCGCCAAGUGAUAAGCACUGGUACCUGUUCAAUGGCGACUUUGUCGACAGGGGUUCUUGGUCGACCGAGAUUGCGCUGCUUCUCUACGCCUACAAGUGGCUACGGCCGAACUGCUUCUUCAUCAACCGGGGCAACCAUGAGACAGACGACAUGAACAAAGUCUACGGCUUCGAGGGCGAGUGCAAGGCGAAGUACAACGAACGCACCUUCAAGCUGUUCUCAGAGAGCUUCUCCGCGUUGCCGCUGGCUACCCUGGUUGGCAAUAAGUACCUGGUGCUUCACGGGGGCCUCUUCUCAGACGACAACGUCACCCUAGACGACAUUCGGAAGUUGGAUAGGCACAAGCAGCGGCAACCAGGGCAGGCUGGACUGAUGAUGGAGAUGCUGUGGACGGACCCCCAGCCUCAGCCCGGCAGAGGCCCGAGCAAGCGUGGCGUGGGCAUGCAGUUCGGCCCGGAUGUCACCAAGCGGUUCUGUGAAAGGAACGGCCUGGAGGCGAUCAUCCGCAGCCAUGAAGUCAGGAUGGACGGCUACGAGGAGGAGCACGAUGGGAAGUGCAUUACCGUCUUUUCGGCGCCCAAAUACUGCGACAUGACGGAGAACCGGGGGGCAUACAUCAAUAUUGGCGCCGAUUACAAGCUCAAGUUCUCGCAGUUUGACGCCGUCCCGCAUCCCAACAUUCGACCUAUGGCUUACGCCCAGAACUCCUUGAUGUCUUCGCUGAUGUAG
Chaetomium strumarium is the source of this 1694-nucleotide messenger RNA. RefSeq names its product serine/threonine-protein phosphatase 5. NCBI's taxonomy places the organism in Eukaryota, Fungi, Ascomycota, Sordariomycetes, Sordariales, Chaetomiaceae. The transcript has 6 exons. Gene Ontology annotation, molecular function: protein binding; hydrolase activity. The coding region runs from base 258 to 1694 and encodes 478 amino acids. The record is from RefSeq and is a predicted model, not a curated record.